GAAGCGGCGCUUUUGGUAUUUCUCGAUCCUUUUUUUUUAAUAUUUUUUUUUGUUUGAUUGAAGGAAAUCGCGAGUUCUUUGCUGCAAGUUCAACGAAUCUACGCGUCCUGUGUAUUUAAAGAGGGAGAUUGAUAGGAAAGGAAUCGAAGAGAGCAGUAAUAGGGAAAGAUUGGCUGUUUGAGAGCCGCCUUUGCUUCCGCUAAUUCUUCGUUCCAGGACAAACUCUUCUCCUUUCCCUUUUGGGUUUUUUCGUCCACAGAUCAAGGAGCUGAAGAUUGUUGAAGAAUCAGCGCUUGUUUUAAUGGGGGAAGAAGUUCCUGAGUAUAUUCUGAACAGCUCGGUUGAGAAAUUGUCUGUUGCUUAUGACUCUGAGUCAGCAGCCUAUCAGACCUCUACCAACUUUGCCAAUAAGAUGUAUGUAGUUAAAGGAUCAGAGUAUGGAGGAAAUUCGCCAACAAAUGUAAAGAUUUUUGAUAACAUUACAAGAUCAUGGAUAAUCCCGACUGUUCUUGGUAUGAAGCCAAUCCAUGUGGGAGGCCACUCAGCUGUUCUUCUGAACAAAGAUAGGAUAUUGAUUGUUAAGAGGGAUUCCGAGUUGGAUGAUUGCAUCUGGUUUCUUGAGGUGGAUACCCCUUUUGUUAAGGAGCAAAAGAAGGUAUUUGGCACCGAGGUAGUUGCAUGGAGUAAGGGUGUAGCUGGCAAUGCACCAAAACCAAUUGUUAUCAGUGGUCCUUCUGGUGUGGGCAAAGGCACUUUGAUAAACAAACUUAUGAAGGAAUUUCCAUCAACUUAUGGAUUUUCAGUGAGCCACACAACUCGAGCACCAAGAGAGAAAGAAUCAGACGGAGUCCACUACCACUUCACAGAUCGGAUUACUAUGGAGCAAGAUAUAAGAGAUGGGAAAUUUUUAGAGUUUGCUUCCGUUCACGGAAACCUUUAUGGAACGAGUAUUGAAGCAGUUGAAGUCGUUACAGAUUCCAGGAAGAGAUGCAUUCUUGACAUUGAUGUGCAAGGAGCGAGAUCAGUGAGGGCAAGUUCUAUUGAUGCGAUCUUUAUUUUUAUCUGCCCUCCAUCGUUUGAAGAGCUUGAGAAGCGGUUACGAGCACGUGGAACAGAGGUCGAGGAGCAGAUCCAGAAACGGCUAAGAAAUGCCAAGGCAGAGCUCGAUGAAGCAAAAUCUCACGGUCCUUUUGAUCAUCUGUUGGUGAACGAUGAACUAGAAUUUUGCUAUGACAAUCUUAAGAAAUUAAUUGCUUCAGAUGAACUAGCUACUCCUUUACAUCGAUCAACCAUGAAGAACUCGAAGAUUCUUGUGUCCGACGUAGAAUUCAAGAGGGAUAAAACAUUCCUCCACUGUGGUGAUAAAGAUUUGUUGUUGCUCGAUAUAUCUUCUCUUAAAGGAGGUGCACCCGGGCGAACAAGAGGACUCAAUGUGUGCCCAGUUGAAUCAUCGGGUGGCUGUGUGAAUGGUAUCGCACAACUUUAGCAUCCUAUCUCCGAACCAACCGACAGAAGAUAUCUGCACCGGCUCUGGCUUGGUUUACAAUUGAUUAGUCGACACAAUCAUUUUUAUUCAGGCUAUAUAGAGUGCAAUAUAGCUGAUGUUAAGAGAUUGCUUUGUUGCUUCGCUGAGAGCGAUGACUGAUGCUUUGUGGUGAAGCCGUGCUUUACCAAAUUCUAGUUCUAUGAACCAUGUCCUCAAUUCAUCAGAGAUAAAGUGAAUUAUUCUUUCUCCACCAUUUCUGUCUGAUGGCAGAAAAUGAUGGGAUCA
Molecule: messenger RNA, 1771 nt
Organism: Zingiber officinale
Lineage: Eukaryota; Viridiplantae; Streptophyta; Magnoliopsida; Zingiberales; Zingiberaceae
Product: guanylate kinase 1-like
Exons: 11
Coding region: 302-1486 (394 amino acids)
Biological process (GO): purine nucleotide metabolic process
Cellular component (GO): cytosol
Molecular function (GO): GMP kinase activity
Source: RefSeq, a predicted model, not a curated record